Dreissena polymorpha is the source of this 4002-nucleotide messenger RNA. Its product is annotated as GTP cyclohydrolase 1-like. The transcript is spliced from 6 exons. Gene Ontology annotation, biological process: tetrahydrobiopterin biosynthetic process; tetrahydrofolate biosynthetic process. The coding region runs from base 108 to 863 and encodes 251 amino acids. Gene Ontology annotation, molecular function: zinc ion binding; GTP cyclohydrolase I activity; GTP binding. The record is from RefSeq and is a predicted model, not a curated record. NCBI's taxonomy places the organism in Eukaryota, Metazoa, Mollusca, Bivalvia, Myida, Dreissenidae. Gene Ontology annotation, cellular component: cytoplasm.
AUAACUGGGUAAACGGUUCGACAAAUCACAUUGGAUGAUUGUGCAACUUUGAUUAACACUAACAGCGAAAAGCGUUUGAGAUAACUUCUAGUAAUUGUGGCAAAAAUAUGAAUGACAUUGCACAUACCACGAUGGAAGAUGGCGAAUUUGAUCUUGAUGAAAGGUUUAAAAAGAUGAGCACUAAUGGAUCUUCGUUUGAAGGUGACACUAGGAUUAAUAGCAAGGCAGCCGGUUCUGCUAGUGCUGCGAAUGAAAAGAAAGUUGAAGAGGAGGCAAAAUAUGAAAAGGCUGUGGCGGAAAUUUCACACGGUUAUAAAGGUUUAUUACAAAACAUUGGCGAAGAUACAGAACGGCAGGGACUUUUAAGAACACCAGAGAGAGCUGCAAAGGCUAUGAUGUUCUUUACAAAAGGAUACAGGGAGAACAUAUCAGAUAUUCUUAAUGAUGCAAUAUUUGAUGAGGAUCAUGAUGAGAUGGUUAUCGUUAAAGAUAUUGAGAUGUUUUCACUCUGUGAGCACCAUCUUGUGCCUUUUAUAGGAAAGGUUUCUAUAGGAUAUCUACCAAAUAAAAAGGUGUUAGGUCUUAGCAAAUUAGCAAGGAUUGUUGAAAUUUACAGCCGACGAUUGCAAGUACAAGAGAGGUUAACCAAGCAGAUUGCUGUUGCUGUAACGGAAGCCAUUCAGCCUGCAGGUGUUGGGGUUGUGAUAGAGGCAACGUUAGUAUGCUUGAAACACAUGUGCAUGGUGAUGCGAGGUGUACAGAAGCUGAACAGUCGCACCGUUACCAGCACCAUGCUUGGCGUGUUCCGUGAGGACCCAAAAACACGCGAAGAGUUCCUGACCUUGAUACACAAGUCGUCAUGAAUUGGCAGGCCUGGGAGCUGUUUCUGGUUUACGCUUAUAAUUUACCAUAGGCAUUUUGUCAUGUACAAUUUUCAUUAUGUGUAAGGGUGUUUUGUAACGGUUAAGGUAGUCGCUUAGAACAAUUACUCUAAAAUGGAGAUCUGUAGGCAAGUAUUUAGAAAUUAAAGUUACUAAUGUUUCCCAUUCCAUGAUCCAUCAAAGUAAAAAUAUGUAUAAAAAAGCUACCAUCGUGUGUUAGUUCUCUUUAUGAACGUUUGGUUAAAAAAAGACAACAUUUUUGGACUUGUAAAGCCAUCAUUUCUUAAUGCUUAAUUUGUAAAUGAAUAUUCACAAAAAUAAAUAAUUAAGGUUGCAAUCAGUUUGCUACAUUUGAACAUAUUUGCUAAAUGAACUUAAAAUUUAUUAAUUUAUAACUUUAAUAAAGAAAUUAAAAAAAUACAAUAUUAGUGCAGGCAAUUAUAAUUUCGCUUUAUUUAUGUUAAAGCAUAACAGUGCUUAAUUGCAGCUUCAACUUCAAUGAAAUAACACAAUUAUAAAUAAUGUAAUAUUUAAAUAUUUGACAUAAGUUGACAAGAACUUUGAUUUUGAUGUCCUGUGCGAUUAAUGUAUUUCUAGUAACUGCGAUUGUUAAUAUAUUUUUUGUGUUAAAUCUUAGUUUUGAGACCUUUACGCAAUCAAUAUUUCAGUAAAUAAUGUAGUCACAUAAAUAUUGUGUUAUAAAUGAUAUCCGUGGGUUAUUGCAGUAAUAUAUAAUAAUGUUACUCUUGGAAUUUGUUAAGUUCUCUUACUUAAUGUUGUUAUUCUCUUUUAUAUUUAAAGAACGAGCUAUGGUUCAUGUUUUCUGUAAAAAUGCACAUUUACACUUAAAAUGUUGAUUUACGAUAGACUUAGGGUAAGUGUAACUUUAUGUGCAAAAGUAAGUAAUUUGUAAUUAAAUGAAGUUUUUAGAAACGCUACCUGAUUUACGUUAUGGACUUACUUUAAAUGAAAGUAUUGCUAAGAAACGGCUUCCUGGCCAGUUGCCAUGGAAUCCGUAUACAGACCAUGACUUGCUGCCUGGGUAUUUGGGACCACUUGAUAUGUUUACUUACAUUCUGGGUAUUUGGUAUUUGGGACCAUUUGAUAUGUUUAAUUACAUUUUUAUAUAAAUGUACACAAAAUGCAUUUGUUUUUUUAUCUGGUCAGUUAGAUUUUUAGCUCACCUGAGCACAUUCACCUGAGCACAAUGUGCUCAUAGUAGGCAUUUGUGAUAGCCUUUUGUCUGUCGUCCAGUGUGCCGCGUGCAUUGUUCCGCGUCAACAUUUCCCUUGUUAACACUCUAGAGGCCACAUUUAUUGUCCGAUCUUCAUGAAAUUUGGUCAGAAACUUCGUCUCAAUGAUAUCUUUGACAUGUUCGAAAAUGGUCAAGGUUGCUUGAAAAAAUGGCCGUCAGGGGGGGGGGGGGGGAUUUUUCCUUAAAUGGCUAUACACAUGUAUAUGGCUAUAGUAAAACCUUGUUUGCACUCUAGAGGCCACACUUAUUGUCCGAUCGUCAUGAAACUUGGUCAGAAGAUUUGUCUCAAUGAUAUCUUGAAAAAGUUUGAAAAUGGUUCUGGUUGGCUUAAAAACAUGGCGGACAGGGGGAGGGUGUUUUUCCUUAUAAGGCUAUAGUAAAACCUUGUUAACACUCUAGAGGCCACAUUUAUUGUCCGAUCAUCAUGAAACUUGGUCAGAAGGUUUGUCUCAAUGAUGUAUUGGACGAGUUUGAAAAUGGAGCAGGUUGCUUGAAAAACAUGGCCACCAAUGGGUGGGGCAUUUUCCUUAUGUGGCUAUAGUAAAACCUUGUUAACACUCUAGAUCUAGGCCACAUUUAUUGUCUGAUAUUCAUUAAACUUGGUCAGAAGAUUUGUCGCCAUCAUACCUUGGAGGAGUUUGAAAAUGGUUUUGGUUGGUUGACAACAUGGCUGCCAGGGGGCGCGGCAUUUUUCCGUACAAGGCUAAAGUAAAACCUUGUUAACAACCUAAAGGCCAAAAUUAUUAUCCGAUCUUCGUGAAACUUGGACAGAGGAUGCGUCCCAAUGACAUCAUGAAUAAGUUUGAAAAUGGUUUUGGUCUGUUGAAAAACAUGGCCACUAGGGGGCAAGCAUUUUUCCUUAUAUGGCUAUGAAUAUGGUUACAGUAAAACCUUGUUAACACUCUAUAGACCACAUUUAUUGUCCGAUCAUCAUGAAACUUGGUCAGAAGAUUUGUCCCAAUGAUAUCUUGGAAGAGUUCGAAAAUGUUUUGGUUUGCUGAAAAACAUAGAAGCCAAUGGGUGGGGUAUUUUUCCUUAUAUGGCUAUGAAAAAACUUGUUAACUCUCUAAGUCACAUUUAUUGUCCAAUCUGCAUGAAAAUUGGUCAGAACAUUUGUUGUAAUGAUAUCAUGAAUGAGUUCAAAAAUGGUUUAGGUUGCUUGAAAAACAUGGGCGCAAAUGGGGGGGGGCAUUUUUUCCAUAUAUGGCUAUAGUAUUUCUAAAAUAAAACCUUGUUAACACUUCAGAGGCCACAUUUAUUGUCUUAUCUUAAUGAAACUUUGUCAUAAGAUUUGUCCCAUUGAUAUCUUGGACGAGUUCUUAAAUGGUUCUGGUUUGUUGAAAAACAUGGCCACCAGGGGACAAGACAUUUUUCCUUGUAUGGCUAUAGCAAAAACUUGUUAACACUCUAAUUGUCACAUUUUUUGUCCAAAUUUCAUAAAACUAGGUGAGAACAUUUGUUUUAAUGAAAACUUUGAUCAGUUUGAAAAGAGUUCAGGACUGUUGAAAAACAUGGCCACCAGGCGUCGGUGAAUUUAUCCUACUACUGCUAAAGUAAAACCUUGUUAGCACUCGGGUACAUUUAUAGUUCACUCUUCAUGAAACUUGGUUAGAACAUUUGUUCUAAUAAUUUCUUGGGGCUGCAAUGAGCAGGUCAGUUCCUUUGUAUCUCUGGUGAGCGACUUUGGGCCUUUCAGGCCCUCUUGUUUUACUUAUAAGAUAAAUCAUUGGUCGUAUUUACAUAAUAUUCAUACAUUAAAAAUGAAUUGCUUUACAUAAGGUUGAUUUUAAGACCUGUUCUCUUGCUUUGAUUUCAGACCAGAAUUAUUAUUAAACACUAAUAAAUAAACUAAUUUAAAUGUUUUAA